Messenger RNA from Phyllotreta striolata, 901 nucleotides. Lineage: Eukaryota; Metazoa; Arthropoda; Insecta; Coleoptera; Chrysomelidae. The record is from the annotation of a GenBank genome assembly.
UUAACCUAUAUUAUUUUGACAUGACAUUUGAUCGUUUCGUUAACAAUUUACAUGUCAAAAAUCGAAUUUUAAUUCAAUAGUAUAAAUAAAAAAGAGAUUUUCAAGAUUAACACCCCUACUGGAUUCACUAACAACAAUAGAAGGUGCUGGAAAAGCGAUGAAAUUCCCUCAAGUAAUGAUAUAAGAACGAACAUAACCUCAAUUCGUAGACACCAAAAUGUGGAAGUUUUCCCGAAAAGCAUACUCAAACGCAAUAUUCGUAACUAACGAAUGGAAGGAAGCGGCUCAAAGGUUCAACAGGAAAAUCAAGGGCACGUUUAUGGAAAAAUGGGUGAUUUAUUGGAAACAACUCGCCAGGGAUUAUUCGGAUGUUGCGGUCAAUCUCAAGACAGAAAUGCAAAGAAAACCGUUAAAAUCUGCUGUCUAUAUAACAGGAUUAUCUACAGUAUGUUAUUGUAUCGGCCACAAUCCAGAUAUGCGAACAUUUAGAGCGAAAUACGUAGAAUGUGCUAAUGAACUGGCAUUAGUUAAUCGGAGUUUAGCCAAUUCUGUGGCUGUUGAUCAUUUGAAAUACAUCGAGAAAUGUUACAACUCGAACCUCAUACGAUACGCAAACCUUGGUAUUCUAUCAAUUAUAUGGGUGGAUAACUACAGUGAAGACUGUGAUACGUAUGAAUGCAAAUGCUCGUACUUGCAAGUUCCCUAUAGACGAUUUACCGAAAGAAUUUUAGACGUGGGAUUUUUGAAUACGUGGUGGGUUAUUUCUAGAAAAAUGUUGGAUUAUGAUAUCAAUUUCUAGCGUUGAAAUUACAGUUGUAUCGAACUCAAUCCGAAGUAACUUAUAAUAAACAUUCAGUAAAAAUGUUAUGUUUAAAUUUAUUUUAUUAUAAAAUAAAAACUC